AUCUAUUGACUCCCCGGGAAGUCUGAGGUCACAGGCUUGGCUGGAGCACAUGAGCCCAGAUAAUGAAGAUGGUUUUGCCCUCUUGAAACAAAGGCAGAAACUUUAUCUACUUCACUGUGCACUUUGGGUCAUGUGCUAACGAUGAGGAUUUCUGUAAUACUAAUCCCCCUAAUGAUGGCUUCUCCCAGCCCUUACACAAACCUACAAGGCCUCGUGGCUUGGCAAGCCAGAUAGAAUAAAGGCAGCACGGCGUUUGGCUUUUGAACUGAGUUCAAGGCAAUUAAAGUCAUGGGCAAAGGGAGGAAAGGAGGGGUUUAGAAAUACCAGCAUAAUAAGUCUUAUAACUGGGGCUCUCUGUAAAUUAACUCAAUUAGACAGAGCCUGGUUUAACAGGGGAAGAUGGUGGGAAGCACUGCCCUCAUUAAAUCUGGCUGUUAGAGGCGCUUCUAAUGGAAUUAAAUUUGUUUUAGUUGUUUGAAUCACAUAAAACAGUCUGUGCAUGUGCACGUACACAUGUGCAUAUUCGUGGGUUCUGUGAUUUUUGUGAGUAUUUUUUAAAGAGGAGAGGAAUAGAAAGAAAAACAAAAAUAUACCAAAAAAAAAAAAACAAACCCUCCAAAAUCAAAAACUGAGUGAAUGUUCCAGAUCUCAAGAGUGGAAGACAAGGAGAAAGGCAGGAUAGAAGCAAGGAGCGGAAAGCGAGCGAGUUUUCCCAAUUAUAAAGCCAUGAGCCCCCUUUGGUUGGGGCUGCUGCUCCGCUGGCUGGGCUGUGGAAUCCCGCCUGGAGCCUGGGCACAGUUCCCCCGGGCCUGCAUGACGGUGGGCAGCCUGCUGGCCAAGGAGUGCUGCCCGCCGCUGGGCGUGGAGCCGGCCAACGUCUGCGGCUCUCAGGAGGGCCGGGGCCAGUGCACAGAGGUGCAAGCUGACACCAGGCCCUGGAGUGGUCCUUAUGUCCUGCGCAACCAGGAUGACCGAGAACGCUGGCCAAGGAAGUUCUUUGACCGGACCUGCAAGUGCACAGGAAACUUUGCUGGCUAUAACUGUGGGGACUGCAAGUUUGGUUGGACCGGCCCCAACUGCGAUCAGAAGAAACCACCAGUUGUUCGGCAGAAUAUCCAUUCCUUGACUCCUCCAGAGAGGGAGCAGUUCUUGGACGCCUUAGACCUUGCAAAGAACACCACGCACCCUGACUACGUGAUCACCACGCAACACUGGCUUGGCCUGCUUGGGCCAAAUGGGACCCAGCCACAGAUUGCCAACUGCAGCAUUUAUGAUUUCUUUGUGUGGCUCCAUUAUUAUUCUGUUAGAGAUACAUUAUUAGGACCAGGGCGCCCAUACAAGGCCAUCGAUUUCUCACACCAAGGACCCGCCUUUGUUACAUGGCACCGGUACCAUUUGUUGUGGCUGGAAAGAGAUCUCCAGCGACUUACUGGCAACGAGUCCUUUGCUUUGCCCUACUGGAACUUUGCCACUGGGAGGAACGAGUGUGACGUGUGUACAGACCAGCUUCUCGGGGCAGCAAGACAAGAGGAUCCAACGCUGAUUAGUCAGAACUCAAGAUUCUCCAGCUGGGAAAUUGUCUGUGAUAGCUUAGAUGACUACAACCACUGGGUCACCCUGUGUAAUGGAACCUAUGAAGGUUUGUUGAGAAGAAAUCGAGGGGGAAGAAACAGUGAGAAAUUGCCAACCUUAAAAGACAUACAAGAUUGUCUGUCUCUCAAGAAGUUUGACAACCCACCUUUUUUCCAGAACUCUACCUUCAGCUUCAGGAAUGCCCUGGAAGGGUUUGAUAAAGCAGAUGGCACCCUGGACUCUCGAGUGAUGAGCCUUCAUAAUUUGGUUCAUUCCUUCCUGAACGGGACAAAUGCAUUGCCACAUUCUGCCGCCAAUGAUCCCAUUUUUGUGGUCCUUCAUUCCUUUACCGAUGCCAUUUUUGAUGAGUGGAUGAAAAGAUUCAAUCCUCCCGCAGAUGCCUGGCCUCAGGAGCUGGCGCCCAUUGGUCACAAUCGGAUGUAUAACAUGGUUCCUUUCUUCCCUCCGGUGACCAAUGAGGAGCUCUUUUUAACUGCAGACCAACUUGGCUACAGCUACGCCAUUGAUCUGCCAGUUGAAGAAACUCCAGGUUGGACCACAGCCCUCUCAGUGGUUAUGGGAAUGCUGGUGGCUUUGGUUGGUCUUUUUGCGCUGCUGGUUUUCCUUCAGUAUAGAAGACUUCGAAGAGGAUAUACACCCCUAAUGGAGACACAUUUAAGCAAGAGAUACACAGAAGAAGCCUAGGAUGCUCAUGCCUUACCCUAGAGGAGAGGCUGGCCAAGUUGUAGUUCUGACCCUGACAAUGAACAAACUAAUCCCCACUUUCUUCCUUUAGUUGAAGACCUUUGGCAUAGCUCCUCCUAUUGUGGUGAUGACCCCAAACACAGAAGAUGCUUAGCUGUAGUCUGGUUUGCUUGUUUAACAAACUCAAGCUAAAGUGCUCGAGGCUAUCUCUACCAUCAAACAAAGGCAGAGCUGACGAUUUGUGGUAUCUCAUAAGUGCCCACGUUGAUUUAGCUUCUUCGUGUUCUGAGAUCAUCAAAAAAAAAAAAAAAUCAAUAGAGUGGAUUCAUUUUAAUUUGCAGGUUAGUGUAAUUUGAGACCUGGACAAGAUCAUGGUUCAAUCUUCCUUAACCCCAGUGUCUUCAUUUGUAAUGCUGUGGGGGUAGGGGAUAGCAGGUGCUACAUGAGUCUCCAAGAUCCCUUUAAACUAUAAACAUCUAUGCUUUUAGAUGCCUUCUUGAUAAUUUUCCUGAGGCUUAUUUUUCUUCUUUGCUCUGUCUUUUCUUCUCCAGCCUUUAAAAUGGCCUUGAAGAUGAAAACAGGCCUUAUUUUCCAAAUAGGACGGAGAAUAAAUGAAUGAAUGAAUGA
Messenger RNA from Ceratotherium simum simum (southern white rhinoceros), 2904 nucleotides. It is a transcript of the gene DCT, whose product is annotated as dopachrome tautomerase. Gene Ontology annotation, molecular function: oxidoreductase activity; dopachrome isomerase activity. Gene Ontology annotation, cellular component: melanosome. Lineage: Eukaryota; Metazoa; Chordata; Mammalia; Perissodactyla; Rhinocerotidae. Gene Ontology annotation, biological process: melanin biosynthetic process from tyrosine; positive regulation of neuroblast proliferation; developmental pigmentation. The record is from RefSeq and is a predicted model, not a curated record.